Molecule: messenger RNA, 5277 nt
Organism: Aedes aegypti (yellow fever mosquito)
Lineage: Eukaryota; Metazoa; Arthropoda; Insecta; Diptera; Culicidae
Gene: fliI
Product: protein flightless-1
Exons: 6
Coding region: 327-4109 (1260 amino acids)
Biological process (GO): actin polymerization or depolymerization; barbed-end actin filament capping; myofibril assembly
Cellular component (GO): nucleus; cytoplasm; actin cytoskeleton
Molecular function (GO): actin filament binding; phosphatidylinositol-4,5-bisphosphate binding
Source: RefSeq, a predicted model, not a curated record
AACCCAACACAGUCAUGAGUGCAAAAAUGUUAAUGGAGGAACGGGAUCUCGUUUGUUCUCCGCAAGUGCAUAAUAUUGUUCAAUUUUUCACAGUAUUAUCACCGAAAUUGCCAAUUCAAUAGCACCUGUGAUGAUUCAUUACAUCCGUGGGCGUGCCAAGCAAGUGGAGUUCUAACCGUAAUCGACGGGUUGAAGUGGAAAAUCGUGGAAAACGAAGUGGGUGGUGUAAUUAUAGUGCGAACUGCAGGAGGAAGACCAACAAUAACAAAAUUGGAAUUUAGCUGGCAGGAAUUUUGGUUCCCCGAGCCACGGUGGACAUUGCGAGGAUGAGUUCGACAGGUGUUCUACCCUUUGUGCGGGGAAUCGAUUUCACCUUCAAUGAUUUCAGCGAUGGAAGAUUCCCGAAGAACAUCAAACACAUGUCCGGCGUGCAGUGGCUCAAGCUGGACCGGACCGGGAUCGACGAAAUUCCGGAGGAAAUGGGCAAACUGAUGAAGCUGGAACAUCUCUCGAUGAAGAACAACCAGUUGGAAAAACUUUACGGCGAACUGACCGAGCUAAACUGUCUGCGAUCGCUGAAUAUGCGGAGAAAUAACAUCAAGAGCUCAGGUAUACCGAAUGAAUUGUUCGACUUGGAGGAGCUUACGACGUUGGAUCUAUCGCACAAUAAGCUGAAGGAAGUGCCGGAGGGGCUCGAGAAGGCCAAAAGCCUUUUGGUGUUGAAUUUAAGCAACAAUCAGAUCGAAUGUAUUCCUCCGUCGUUGUUCAUCAAUCUAACCGAUCUGUUAUUCCUGGAUCUUUCGAGCAACAAACUAGAGACCCUUCCCCCACAGACACGACGUCUAUCCAAUCUGCAAACAUUGAUUCUUAAUGACAACCCCCUGGAGCUGUUUCAGCUCCGGCAAUUGCCUUCGCUACAGAACCUUGUAUGUCUGCAGAUGCGCAACACUCAGCGCACUCUGAACAAUUUCCCGACAUCAUUGGACAGCUUGACUAAUUUGCAAGAACUGGAUCUCUCCCAAAACGCUCUAUCCAAACUCCCGGAUGCUCUUUACAACCUGGGCAACCUAAAACGACUCAAUCUGAAUGACAAUGUGAUCCAGGAAAUUUCCCCUCUCAUCGAAAACCUCUCCAAACUGGAAACCCUGAACUUAUCUCGCAAUCAACUGGUCCUUUUACCCGCAACUCUCUGCAAGCUUCAAAACCUUCGACGGCUGUACGUCAACGAUAAUCAGUUAAACUUCGAAGGUAUCCCAUCCAGCAUCGGAAAGCUGGGUGCGUUGGAAGUAUUUUCUGCUUCCAACAACCAGUUGGAGAUGGUUCCUGAGGGGCUCUGUCGAUGUGGAUCGCUCAAGAAGUUGAAUCUAAGCUCGAAUAGGCUGAUCACACUGCCGGAAUCGAUUCACCUGUUGACGGACAUGGAACAGCUCGAUCUGAGGAACAAUCCCGAUCUGGUGAUGCCGCCAAAACCCGUUGAGGUUCAACGAGGCGACGGUCUGGCAUUCUACAACAUUGAUUUCUCGCUGCAGACUCAACUGAGGCUAGCAGGGGCCAAUGUGCCAGCACAAGCACAGGUGGCAAACAGCAGCAAGGAUCCAAUAGCCAGAAAGCUGCGACUCCGACGGGGUGCGAGAACCGAUUCUACCGAGCAGGAUUCGGCCAAGAUACUCAAAGGCAUGCAGGACAUUGCCAAGGAGAAGAACUCGCUUGGGUUCGAAGAUGAGAAGGCGGAAAACUUGAAACCGAAACGGUGGGAUGAGAGUUUGGAGAAGCCUCCGGUCGAUUACUCGGAAAUAUUCGAGGAGGAAGACGGACAGUACGUGGGAUUGACUAUAUGGGAGAUUGAAAACUUUCUGCCGAAUAAGAUCGAGGAAGCAGCGCAUGGGAAAUUCUACGAAGGCGAUUGCUAUAUUGUGCUGAAGACGUCCCACGACGAUGCUGGGCAGUUGAGUUGGGAGAUCUUCUUCUGGAUUGGCACAAAAGCGACGCUGGAUAAGAGGGCUUGUGCGGCGAUCCACGCAGUGAACUUGAGAAACUAUCUAGGGGCGCGAUGCCGAACAAUUCGCGAGGAACAGGCGGACGAAUCAGACGAGUUCCUGGCCCUGUUCGAUACCGAGGUGGCGUAUAUCGAAGGCGGCCGAACACCAACCGGAUUCUACACGAUUGAAAACUUGGUAUACAUCGUACGGUUGUACAGGGUUCACGAUGCGGGUGCGAACAUCCACCUGGAACCGGUCGAGGUCACUUACGAAUCCUUGGAUCCGGGAUAUGUGUUUCUUCUAGAUACCGGUUUGCAGAUUUUCGUGUGGUACGGAUGCAGAUCCAAGAACACGCUCAAGUCCAAGGCACGUCUGAUAGCGGAGAAGAUCAACAAAAACGAGCGCAAGAAUAAGGCAGAAAUUUUCCAGGAAUACCAAGGCAGCGAAGGGGUAGAUUUCUGGAAGGCUUUUGGUUUCUCGGAUGGACAAGGGCCAGGCGUGAAGCCAUCUAACCACGUAGAUCCCGACUUCCUACCCAUUCCAGCAAGGCUGUACCAAAUCCAACUUGGUAUGGGCUAUCUGGAGUUGCCGCAGGUGGAAAUACCCAACAAGACACUACACCACACGAUCCUGAACAGCAAAAACGUGUACAUCUUGGACUGCUAUCUGGAUCUUUUCGUGUGGUUUGGCAAGAAAUCGACUCGUUUAGUACGAGCAGCAGCAAUCAAGCUCUCGCAGGAGUUGUUUAACAUGAUUGAACGGCCAGAAUAUGCCUUGAUUACCCGUGUCCAAGAAGGCACUGAAACGCAAGUAUUCCGAUCGAAAUUCACCGGUUGGGAAGAGAUAAUCGCCGUGGACUUUACUCGAACAGCCCAAUCGGUUGCACGGACAGGAGCCGAUCUUACCGGAUGGGCCAAAAAGCAGGAAACGAAAGCGGAUCUGGCUGCGCUGUUCAUGCCAAGGCAACCUGCCAUGACGUUGAUCGAGGCACAGCAGCUGGCCGAUGACUGGAAUUACGACUUGGAUGUCAUGGAAUCGUUUGUACUGGAAGGCAAGAAGUUCGUCCGGUUACCAGAGGAAGAGCUCGGCAUAUUCCACACCGGCGAGUGCUACGUAUUCCUUUGCAGAUAUUGUCUGCCGGUAGACGACGACGAGGACGAAGAGGAAACGGAUACCGUAGAUAAUGUGGGCAACGGAAAGCUGAAACCCUCGUCGGCACAAGCUCCGGCCGAAGAGAUCCAGUGUGUGGUUUACUUCUGGCAGGGACGCGAAGCCGGCAACAUGGGUUGGCUAACGUUCACCUUCACGCUGCAGAAAAAGUUCAAGUCCAUGUUUGGCGAGGAGUUGGAAGUGGUACGGAUACAUCAGCAGCAGGAGAACCUCAAGUUUAUGUCGCACUUCAAGGGUAAGUUUGUCAUCAAGAAUGGUCGACGGAAGGAGCGGCAGAAAACGCCGGAGGGUAAGCAGCCGGUCGAGUUCUACCAUUUGCGUUCCAACGGGAGUGCUCUCUGUACGCGCUUGAUUCAGAUCAGGACGGAUGCGACACUGCUCAAUUCGGCGUUCUGUUACAUACUAUUUGUACCGUUUGAAACGGAUGACGAUUCAGAAUCGGGUAUUGUGUACGUGUGGAUCGGCUCAAAAACGACAUCCGAGGAGUCCCGUUUAAUCCAAGAGAUCGCCGAAGAUAUGUUCAAUAAUCCUUGGGUCAGCUUACAGAUCCUCCACGAAGGCGAAGAACCGGAGAACUUCUUCUGGGUGGCACUGGGCGGUCGCAAACCGUACGAUACCGACGCCGAGUACAUGAACUACACCCGGCUGUUCCGUUGUUCGAACGAGAAGGGCUACUUUACGGUAGCAGAGAAGUGUUCCGACUUCUGCCAGGAUGACCUAGCCGACGACGACAUCAUGAUCCUGGACAAUGGCGAUCAGGUGUUCCUGUGGUUGGGCUCACGCUGCAGCGAGGUGGAAAUCAAGCUGGCCUACAAAUCCGCACAGGUUUACAUCCAACACAUGCGCAUCAAACAACCGGAACGGCCGCGAAAAUUGUUCCUCACGCUGAAGAAUAAGGAAUCGAAACGAUUCACUAAGUGCUUCCACGGCUGGAGCGCGCACAAACGACCCCCGGAGUAGGAACUCCUGUGGGAUCGAACACAAAACAGGAGACAAACGCACCAAUGCGACGAGACGGUACGGAAGGAGGGAUGUGAAAUCUAUAGUGUAUGCAAUAGGCAAGAAUGUACUUAAUUUUUCGAAAUUGUAUUUAUUUAUAACUAUUAUUCGAGUUUGCAAUCGGUACUGGCCAAGUUGUAAGUUCGGUUGCCUUAUGCGCGGUUUGUUAUGCAGUGCAAAUUAUGCUUUCAUGUAUAAUUCAAUUGGACAUAUUUUUUAUAAUUGGUUAACAUUUGUUAUCAACUUUCAGAAUGAAAUUAGAGUUCUGUAAAUAAACUUUUACGUCAAAACAAUCGUUCCUUUAUAUUGAUCCAAGGCGAAUAGCAACUCGAAACAGUUAAUUGUUUCUAGCUCUAAAUUGAAUAUACAGUUGCGGACAAACGAUAAGGCCACCUCAGUGAAAAAAGUUUACUUCUCUGAAAGAUCAGUAUAGCACAAUCAAAUCAAAAUCAUUCAUGACUUCGAUUCUAUUUAUUAUCAUUAUGGAAUACCCCGACUAUGUUUAAGAGUUACCUAGAAUGUAUACGUCACUGAAUCGAACAGUAUGUGUGGAUUAAACUUAAGGCGGCGUGUAUACCAUGUACCCCCAAUUAGAACUUUAAACGUAAUCUAAUGAGCCAAACACUUUUUUUUUUCAAUUUCAGUUGAAUAUUUGAACGAAUGAUAAGUCACAGAUUUUUAUUAACUUCUGAAAUAUGUUUCAUAUACGUCAUCCUGUGACUUAUCUAUUCUAAGUAUUCUAGAAAUUGAAAAAAAGCAUUGUUUGUCCACUACGAUAAUGAAUGGAAUCGAAUUCAUGUAAAAUUUUGAUAUGAUAUAGCUUUUCUGUACUAGUCUUAUUGUUUUGUAUAUCAUGUUUUCCUCAAUUAUAAAUUUCUCCAUUUUUCCUUGCCUCGUUAAAUAUUUUGCUUUAUAGAAUUCUGAAUUGAUAAGAAGGGUCAUACCAUUAAAGAACAGAAACAAAAACUUUAAAUUUUCAGAAAUAAAACUUAAAUAACCAAUGAGUUAUACUUGUUUGGCUUAGCUGAUCUUAUUGUUUGGUCUGAAACUGUAUUUAAGCUUUAUUUUGCUUUCAUCAGUAAUUUUAAGUGCAACUAUAUUAUAUACAUGUACAAUUAUACUAAAACUU